Cariama cristata (Red-legged seriema) is the source of this 963-nucleotide messenger RNA. RefSeq names its product beta-1,3-N-acetylgalactosaminyltransferase 1 (globoside blood group) (gene B3GALNT1). Gene Ontology annotation, cellular component: membrane. NCBI's taxonomy places the organism in Eukaryota, Metazoa, Chordata, Aves, Cariamiformes, Cariamidae. Gene Ontology annotation, molecular function: N-acetyl-beta-D-glucosaminide beta-(1,3)-galactosyltransferase activity. The transcript has a single exon. The coding region runs from base 1 to 963 and encodes 320 amino acids. The record is from RefSeq and is a predicted model, not a curated record.
AUGUGUAUGAAACGAGUAAAAUGGAUUUUUUUGUUUCUCCUUGUAUCUUCUGUCGUGGCAAUGUGGUACAUAGCUUUUUCUCCCAACACGGUGAUUGAGAAUGCAAACCAUAUGUAUUUCUAUGAAUAUGAACCGAUUUACAAGCAACAUUACCUCUUCACACUGCAGGAGCACCUGAAAUGCAAAGACGUAAAUCCAUUUCUGGUCAUCUUGGUGGCCUCGAGUCCUAAGGAUGUGAAGUCAAGGCAGGCCAUCAGGAUAACGUGGGGAUCUCAAAACUCCUGGUGGGGACAUCGAAUUCUAACCCUGUUCUUACUAGGUCAGGACACUCAAAGAGAAGACGAUGCUGCAGCGCUGUCGGUAGAAGAUGAAAGCAUCCUCUAUGGUGACAUAAUCCGCCAAGAUUUUAUGGACACUUAUGACAAUCUCACCUUGAAAACGAUCAUGGCGUUCAGGUGGGUCACCGAGUUCUGUCCAAAUGCUCGAUUCCUCAUGAAGACCGACGCUGAUGUCUUCAUCAACACCGCUAACUUGGUGAAAUUUCUUCUGAAGCUAAACUCUUCAGAAAAUAUUUUCACUGGUUAUCCUCUUAUCAGUAACUUUGCCUACAGAGGCUUUUACAAAAAAACCUACAUCUCCUACGAGGAAUAUCCAUUCAAGUGGUAUCCUCCGUAUUGCAGCGGGAUGGGUUAUAUACUGGAUGGAAAGCUGGCUCUGCGGAUUUAUGAACUGAUGAGUCAUAUCAAACCUAUUAAAUUUGAGGAUGUUUAUGUUGGAAUUUGCUUAAAUAUACUUAAAGUGAACAUCACUAUUCCAGAAGAUAAACAACAAUUCUUUCUUUAUAAAAUUAAUUUUGAUAUCUGUAAGUAUAGACACUUGAUUGCAGUACAUGGCGUUACAUCCAGUGAAAUAAUCCAGUUUUGGCAGGAUUUGUCAUCAAACACUUCCACUGCUUGCCUUUGA